AUGGCAGUCAAUGCAGGCAACAGAGUUGUGAUCGUUGGCUAUACUCGGUCGCUUCUGACACGUGAGUCAUUUAUCCGCGCAGGAGCAAACCGCGGCAUCGGCCUCAACCUCGCGCGCUCGCUCGCGUCUCGCGGUUGGAAUGUCACUGGGACGGUAAGGCCUCAGACAUUGAGUGACCCAUCAGUGAACGAUCUCAAACAGACUGGGGCACGAGUUUUGGCUCUUGAUUUUCUCGAUGAGGACUCGAUCAAGUCUGCCGCGCAAGACUAUGGGAGGGGCCCUCUUGAUGUGCUUGUCAACUGUGCAGGAACCGGUCCCGAGCCAGAUGAUUGGCACCAACACACGGCAGCAAUGCUGAUGGAAAAGUUUCACACCAACACUAUCCAAGUCCAGGGCCCGUUUCUCACGACCAAGUACUUCUAUCCCAACCUCAAGCUCGGAAGCGGACGUGUCUACAACCUCUCGUCCAGAGGAGCUAGUAUCUCCAAUAAUAUCCAGGGUCAGGAUCUGGCUUACCGUCUGUCAAAGACUGCCCUGAACCAACUGACAGCGACCAUGGCUGCUGAGUUCAAAAACAACGGGGAUGGAAUCGCUGUCAUUGCUGUUUACCCUGGCUACGUGGCCACCCGGCUCUCAAGCUUCAGAUCUCGUGACAACAUGGAAGAGUGCAUUGAAGGUGUUGUCCGUGUCAUUGAGACUACCGGCAUGAGCGAAACCGGAUCCUUCGUCAACUGGAAGGGAGAAACGAUGCCUUGUGAUGAGGCAUGCUGCAUUAGAGCCCGCGAGGAGAAUUCCUUUGUCUCCCCCAACAAUGGCAGCACCGCUCCUUUGGAUGACAUCGUCUGCGGACAGGUCUACAACGAGUCUUCUCCGGCCGCCCCUGACGCCUACAUCACUUACAACUUCUGCAAAAGCGAAUGCAGUGGCUGGGGUGUCUCGAGCGUCGGCAACGCAGACCAGUGGGCGGGGCCAAUCGUCCAGUUCAUCCUUCCAUCCGUCAUCUUCAGCAUGAACAUCCCCAGGGGCUUCGAAUUUGUUUCAUCGCAGUGGCUCGAUAUUUUGGUCUUAGGGGAUCGCCGUGGAUGGCAAAGAGUCGUCUUGUCGCUGCUCAUCACGUUUCCAGCACUGUUGUUUGUUGCUGCGGACACCAUUAUAUGGGUUAUGACCAGCAUGUGCAUGGCAGGCCCAAUGAUGGUUGUCGGGCUACAUGAAGCACUACUCGACUUCAAGAUAUUAAGGGCGUUGAAGAGGAAGGCCUAUAUUCCGGAGAGAGUUUUUGAUGGGCCAAGGGUGUCUGAGGAAAUCCCUCUAGACCCUAUGGGACAUAACCCAGUUAGAGAUAAUGUGGAAGGGACAGGUGGCUUAAGAGAUAAGGUCGAGCUGCUGGUGACCGUUCUUGCUGGAAAUCUUCGGCUCAAGACGCACAAGGACUGGCCUGACAACUUGGUGUUGAUUUCUAAUGCACUGCUGGCUACAGGGAGACGUCGGUCCAACGCUAUGGCAUCGCUUCCCGCCCGAACACCCCAGGACCUACUCGUAUCAGACAACGAGUACAUGCUAGCAGAGGACGAGAUAAACCAGCACUAUCCCAGCUUAUCCGAGCAGCUUAAGAGGCUCAUGACAGCUCAGUCUGCUUUCGGUGCCAUCGUCGGAGCAGCGGUGGUUUUCUACCUCGGCGCCUUUAUCUACACUAUCCUCGACCUACUAGGCGACAAGAGUAAUCGGGGUGCCGCCAUAUCCCUAGCCUUUGGUGUCGAAUGGAUGAUUAUCGUGCAUGUCGCAAUCGUCAACGGGUUCCUUCUUGCCAGCAACAACCCUAGUCCAGCCACUAUGCUCAUCGGGCGGCGUCUUUCGACUCUUAAGCCACAAAAACGAUUGUUAUUCCCUCCCAUUUACGACGGAAUACUCCAGCCGGUGUUCAUGUGGCGCCAGGGGGUUAAUAAAAUGCAGUGGCUUGAGACGUCGAGAGCGUGGCGGCGUGGAGACGAAGAGUUCAUGAAGGAUGUCCAAGUCAAGCUUUAUAUUUAA
This is a messenger RNA of Fusarium subglutinans, 2028 nucleotides long. RefSeq names its product short chain dehydrogenase. The transcript has 7 exons. Gene Ontology annotation, molecular function: oxidoreductase activity, acting on the CH-OH group of donors, NAD or NADP as acceptor. NCBI's taxonomy places the organism in Eukaryota, Fungi, Ascomycota, Sordariomycetes, Hypocreales, Nectriaceae. The coding region runs from base 1 to 2028 and encodes 675 amino acids. The record is from RefSeq and is a predicted model, not a curated record.